AUGGCCUCCCGCGAAGGCAUCAAUCCCCUACGCCCCUACUAUAUCCCUCCCUCUCUCGGCCUGGAGCACAACAACACCUCCGCCUCCACUCCCGACAUCGCCCCCUCGUCCUCCACGCAGGUGUUUUCCAGCUCGGCGCGCGACCUGCUGCCCGAUUUGGACUAUUCCGAGUACCUGGACUCGUCUUCAUCAGCUUCGGACUGGAUUCGGGAUGCCGUGAAUCGGGCCUUCUGGCGGUACACGACUGUGUUGACUGCUCAGCCGUUUGAUGUUGCCAAAACUAUUCUGCAGGCGUAUGUGGUGCCCGAUCCGUAUGAAGAGGGGUCUAGAGCAAACCGACGACGGUCUGUUCCCCGUGGCGGAGAGAGUGCCUAUGGAACUACAGAAGAUGAGGAAGAUGACUAUCACUCAUCCGACGAUGAGAGCAGCUACUUCACAUCUGCAGCACCCAGAGGCUUGUCUCCCGGGGCCUCUCACUCCAGGGGAAGGUCUCGUCGCCGUGAAAUCACCGACCGGAGCGGUUAUAUCCCCUCGUCUACAUCAUCCCGAUAUGCCUUGUCCCUCAAAAACCCCUCCUCAUUGAUGGAGACCAUCUCACAGCUCUGGGCUACCAGCGGACCAACUUCCCUCUGGAAAGCCUCGAAUGCUACUUUCAUUUAUUCGUUGCUGUUACCGACCCUCAACACGUUCAUUCGCAGCCUCCUCUCGGCAAUUGUCGGUCUGCCAGAGGAGGAAAUCGCCUCGUCCAUGACGGCCGAUAUCCUAGCCUCGACAUCCCCCAUCGCAACGCUGGUGCUGUCAUUUAUCUCCUCGUCCAUCUCGUCCCUCAUUCUGGCCCCGAUUGACACGGCCCGCACAUUCCUCAUCCUCACCCCGGCCACGCACGGCCCGCGGUCUCUCCUCCGUGCCAUCAAACUCCUUCCCACCCCCAAUUCGACCAUCCCUGGCCACCUGAUUCCCAUCACCAUCCUGCACUCCAGUUUGCCAAACUUCAUCCUAACCACGACACCCUUCUUCCUAAAAACAUACCUCUCGCUCGACCCCAUUCUGAACCCCUCCAUGUGGAGCAUGUUCACCUUCCUCGGCUCCGGUCUGGAAAUGGCCAUCCGCUUCCCGCUCGAGACAGUCCUCCGCCGCGCCCAGAUCGCAAGCUACACAUGUCCCAGCAUCCGACAGAGUCCCGCCACCAGCCGUGCCUCUGGGCUCUCGCCGAGAGACGCUUCCCCGUCUACUCCCGCAGACCCAGCGGCAGAAAUCGAAACCAUCAUCCCCACUCCGAAAACCUACCGCGGUAUCAUCGGUACAAUUUGGGGCAUCGUGUACGAAGAAGGCGCCACCGCGCCGCCGGAGAACGAGCGCGCCCACGAACUCCUCAAAAAACCCGUCUCGCAAAAGAAGAAACAGGGACAGGGUAUUCAAGGUCUCUACCGUGGAUGGCGGAUCGGUAUGUGGGGAAUUGUUGGCAUCUGGGGAGCUGGUGUGCUUGGUUCUGCGGGAGGUAGUGGUGAUGAAGAGGUGAUGGUUAGCGGAGGUCGAUUCUAG
Messenger RNA from Aspergillus chevalieri, 1542 nucleotides. RefSeq names its product mitofusin complex protein UGO1 (gene UGO1). The transcript is spliced from 2 exons. The record is from RefSeq and is a predicted model, not a curated record. Lineage: Eukaryota; Fungi; Ascomycota; Eurotiomycetes; Eurotiales; Aspergillaceae. Bases 1 to 1542 code for a protein of 513 amino acids.